Messenger RNA from Nematocida major, 603 nucleotides. Its product is annotated as V-type H+-transporting ATPase 21kDa proteolipid subunit. Gene Ontology annotation, molecular function: proton transmembrane transporter activity. Gene Ontology annotation, biological process: proton transmembrane transport. Gene Ontology annotation, cellular component: proton-transporting two-sector ATPase complex, proton-transporting domain. The record is from RefSeq and is a predicted model, not a curated record. The coding region runs from base 1 to 603 and encodes 200 amino acids. Lineage: Eukaryota; Fungi; Microsporidia. The transcript has a single exon.
AUGCAGCAAAGAACUAAAUCGUUUCUUUCAAAAAUAACCCGGACAGAGGUGAUGUUCAUUAUAACAGCGCUUUUGCUUGUUCCGGUGAUCCGGGGGUUCUACACGGUUCUGAUGAUGUCUCCCCUGCUGCCAGGCACGUUUGGAGUGUUCUGCCCUGUGGUGAUGAAUUGCAUAGGAAGCGCCAUAGGCAUAUCCACAAUAAGCAAGUCCACGUCUGGAGGGUCUGUGCGGUCGCCUGCCUUGGUGAUGAAGAGUCUCCUGGGGAUUGUGCUGUGCGAGGCCAACCUCAUCUUCAGCAUUCUGAACUUCUUUUUCCUGAAGGAGAAGUCGCUGGAGAUAUCAAGGGAAAAAGAGCUCACGCUCAGAAGCCUGCAGGCCUCCUGGGGAAUACUCGCAAGCGGCCUUGUGUGUGGAAUUUGCGGAAUGGUUUCUUCUUUUGGAAGCGCAGUUGUGAACUCGUCCAGCUCGAUAUCAAUAGCGAGCAACUCCAAAAUGUUUUCCAAGCUGGUCAGCCUGCAGCUUAUUGUGGGCGGAGUCGGCAUAUUUGGGACGAUAGUGUCCCUGUUCUUCCUGCGGCUCCCCAUCGUAGAAACCAGAAAGUAG